Molecule: messenger RNA, 873 nt
Organism: Calidris pugnax (ruff)
Lineage: Eukaryota; Metazoa; Chordata; Aves; Charadriiformes; Scolopacidae
Product: putative serine/threonine-protein kinase F31E3.2
Exons: 7
Coding region: 328-873 (181 amino acids)
Biological process (GO): protein phosphorylation
Molecular function (GO): protein kinase activity; ATP binding
Source: RefSeq, a predicted model, not a curated record
UGCUUGUGCCACCUCGCUGUCCUUACGGGCCCCAGUGCUUGCACCACCCUGGUGCACGGCCCUGGUGCCCAUGUCACCUUGGUGCAUGGCUCCAGUGACCCACCUGAUCCCCUGUGCCCGUGCCACCCCGUGCCCCUCGUGCCAGCCCGUCGGUAAGGCACCUCGACCGUCCCGGCAGUGUGCACCUACUGCAGCACCGGAGACCUGCACGCCCUGUGGCGCGCCGCCGGGCGCUUCGCCGAGGCCACCGUCCGCCUGUUUGCCGCCGAGCUGGUGCUGGUGCUGGUGUAUCUCCACGACCUGGGCAUCGUGCACAGAGACGUGAAGAUGGAGAACAUCCUCCUGGAUGAGAGAGGACACCUCAAACUCACCGAUUUUGGCCUCUCCCGGCACCUGCGGUGGGGCGAGAGAGCCCACACCAUCUGUGGCACCCUGCAGUACAUGGCCCCAGAGGUCCUGAGUGGGGGGCCCUACAGCCACGCAGCCGACUGGUGGUCCCUUGGAGUCCUGCUCUUCGCCCUGGCUAGUGGGGAGUUCCCCGUGGCGCCGGCGGGGGACCAUGUGGCCAUGCUGGAACGGGUCAAGCAGAGCAGCUACCAGAGCCCACCCACGGUCAGCCCCGCGCUGGCCCGGCUCCUCGCCGAGCUGUUGUGCCACAACCCCCUGUACCGCCUGCGCUACCUCCACCACUUCCAGGGCCACCCCUUCUUCCGUGGGGUGGCCUUCGACGCCGACCUGCUGCAGAAGGACCCGGUGGCGGUGGCAGUGUCCCCCCGGCCCCCCGAGCAGUCCUCCCCGCCCGACCCCGCCACCUUCGCCGACUUCGACUGCGACCUCACCCCCCCCACCCCGGGCCGGCCCUGGCCUGGCUGA